This is a messenger RNA of Schizosaccharomyces osmophilus, 300 nucleotides long. RefSeq names its product mitochondrial respiratory chain complex III assembly protein, LYR family Mzm1 (gene mzm1). Gene Ontology annotation, biological process: mitochondrial respiratory chain complex III assembly. The record is from RefSeq and is a predicted model, not a curated record. The coding region runs from base 1 to 300 and encodes 99 amino acids. NCBI's taxonomy places the organism in Eukaryota, Fungi, Ascomycota, Schizosaccharomycetes, Schizosaccharomycetales, Schizosaccharomycetaceae. The transcript has 2 exons.
AUGGCCGCUGCUAGAUCGUGCUUUCGAAAUCUAUGGAGAGCAAGUAAAGAAGUAUUUGAAGGGGACGCUGUAAUUCUUGAGGAUGCUAGAACUCGCAUUCGAUCGGGAUUUCGUGAAAGUGCUGGGCUGGCGGGGGACCAAGCGAAAGAGAAAAUCGAGUUGGGAAACGGGGUUGCUUCUAUAUUGCGAAAUAAUGUCGUGCAGGCUGUGAAAAAAGAUGACGGUGUCUAUUCACUGAAGAUUCGUGAUUCUACUGAAAUGAAUGAAAACAAGCAUAGAACUAAAACGCUCAAGUACUGA